Otolemur garnettii (small-eared galago) is the source of this 1985-nucleotide messenger RNA. It is a transcript of the gene NPAS1, whose product is annotated as neuronal PAS domain protein 1. Gene Ontology annotation, molecular function: DNA-binding transcription factor activity, RNA polymerase II-specific; RNA polymerase II transcription regulatory region sequence-specific DNA binding; protein dimerization activity. Gene Ontology annotation, biological process: regulation of transcription by RNA polymerase II. Bases 197 to 1972 code for a protein of 591 amino acids. The record is from RefSeq and is a predicted model, not a curated record. The transcript is spliced from 12 exons. NCBI's taxonomy places the organism in Eukaryota, Metazoa, Chordata, Mammalia, Primates, Galagidae.
UGGGCACCGAGAGCCGGGCGCCACAGACCGCGCGUCCCGCUGUACCCUGCAUGCCUGGGGUCUAUGGAGCUGCCCCUCAGCGUCUCCCGGCCGGCCCCAAGCCGCGCCCGGAGCCUGCCCUGCGGCCAGGUAACUGGGCUGAUUGUCCUGAGGGAGACGCGGGGCUCAGAGCCCGCCUGAGCGAACCCUCCGGGAGAUGGCGGCCCCCUAUCCGAGCAGUGGCAGCGGAAGCGAGGUCAAAUGCGGGGGAAGCCGUGGCACCAGCGUCCCGUGGGACUUUCUGCCAGGGCUGAUGGUCAAGGCCUCGCCUGGACCCUGCCUGCAGGCGCAGCGCAAGGAGAAGUCCCGCAACGCGGCGCGCUCGCGGCGCGGAAAGGAGAACCUGGAGUUCUUCGAGCUGGCCAAGCUACUCCCACUGCCUGGCGCCAUCUCCAGCCAGCUGGACAAAGCGUCCAUAGUGCGCCUCAGCGUUACCUACCUCCGCCUGCGACGCUUCGCCACGCUGGGGGCGCCGCCCUGGGGCCUAAGGGCCACCGCGCCGCCCGCCGGCCUCGCCCCUGGCCGCCGAGGCCCAACAGCGCUGGUGGCAGAAAUCUUCGAGCAGCACCUGGGAGGACACAUCUUGCAGUCUCUGGAUGGCUUCGUGUUUGCUUUGAACCAGGAAGGAAAAUUCCUCUACAUCUCAGAGACGGUCUCCAUUUAUCUGGGUCUCUCACAGGUGGAGCUGACCGGCAGCAGCGUCUUCGACUACAUCCACCCCGGGGACCACUCUGAGGUGCUGGAGCAACUGGGACUGCGGGCCCCGGCCCCUGGCCCCCCCACCCCACCCUCUGUCUCCUCCUCUUCCUCUUCCUCCUCGCUUGCGGAUACGCCCGAGAUCGAGGCUAGCCCCACCAAGGCGCCCCCCUCCUCCCUCGUCCAGGAGCGCUCCUUCUUCAUCCGCAUGAAAUCCACCCUCACCAAGCGGGGGUUGCACGUCAAAGCCUCAGGAUACAAGGUCAUCCAUGUGACUGGGCGCCUUCGGGCCCAUGCACUGGGCCUUGUGGCCCUUGGCCACACGUUACCCCCAGCCCCACUGGCUGAGCUGCCACUACACGGCCACAUGAUCGUCUUCCGUCUCAGCCUGGGUCUCACCAUCCUUGCUUGUGAGAGCAGAGUCAGCGACCAUAUGGAUCUGGGGCCCGCAGAGCUGGUGGGCCGCAGCUGCUAUCAGUUUGUCCAUGGACAGGACGCGACCAGGAUCCGCCAAAGCCACCUGGACUUGCUGGACAAGGGUCAGGUGAUGACUGGUUACUACCGCUGGCUGCAGCGCGCCGGGGGCUUUGUGUGGCUGCAGUCCGUGGCCACUGUGGCUGGGAGCGGGAAGAGCCCUGGGGAGCACCACGUGCUCUGGGUCAGCCACGUGCUCAGCCAAGCUGAGGGUGGCCAAACACCUCUGGAUGCCUUCCAGCUUCCAGCCAGCAUGGCCCAUGAGGACGAGUCCAGCCCAGUGCCAGAGCCCACAAAGCCCGAGCCUCCAGCAGAAGGGAAGCAGGCUGCUCCCCUGGCCAAGAACGAGACCACCCAGACCCGGAGCAAACGCACCAAAGUGGAGCCCAGCCCAAGGGAAACUAAAGACUCAGAGGACAGUGGUGAUGAAGAGGAGCCUUCCAGCCACGCGGCCACCCUGCGGCCUGAGUUCACUUCUGUCAUCCGGGCAGGGUCCCUGAAGCAGGACCCGGUGCGACCAUGGGGCCUGGUGCCUUCUGGGGACCCCCCUCCGACCCUACUCCACGCGGGCUUCCUGCCGCCUGUAGUGCGGGGCCUGUGCACACCUGGCACCAUCCGCUAUGGCCCUGCAGAGUUGGGCCUCAUGUACCCGCACCUGCCGCGGCUGGGCCCAGGCGCUGCCCUCUCGGAGGCCUUGUACCCCACCCUGGGCCUGCCCUACCCUGGGCCUGCGGGCACCAGGGCUCAGCGCAAGGGGGACUGAGGACUGGGAGAGC